This is a messenger RNA of Ostrea edulis (European flat oyster), 3569 nucleotides long. RefSeq names its product citramalyl-CoA lyase, mitochondrial-like. The coding region runs from base 1604 to 2665 and encodes 353 amino acids. The record is from RefSeq and is a predicted model, not a curated record. Gene Ontology annotation, biological process: regulation of cobalamin catabolic process. The transcript has 9 exons. Gene Ontology annotation, molecular function: (S)-citramalyl-CoA lyase activity. Lineage: Eukaryota; Metazoa; Mollusca; Bivalvia; Ostreida; Ostreidae.
ACAGUAAUUUUAAAAACAUAGCGGGUAGGCGAGACGGUAUGUGUAAACUCUUAUAACUGAUUAGGUUUCUUUGCAUAUAAUGUUGUAAUGUGGAUACAUAAAGAAUAGUUCAAAAGUUGCCGAACAUUUUAGGUAGAUUUUCUAAACUAACGCACGCAUUGCAACGUAUUCCAGAACAAGCACUUGUUCGUUUAACCAGAAUUUACUCUGCUCGAUUGAAAUAUGCUUGAAUUAUCAUGGAUGUAUUUCUUGAUUUCUUGUGUUUUAUCAAUGGAAAAUGUAGUUUUAAUUACCAUGGAGUGCUAGAAAUGUUGUAUACAGAACACUGUCAAAACCAUUAUCAUAGACUGCAUGGCUUCAGGGAUCGAAGUUAACUUUUUUCACUACUAGCAAAUUUUAGCUAGUGGAUUAUUUUCCAACUAGCAAAAUUGAGCUUUUACUAGCAUUUUUCAAUCGAUUGCUGUUUUACAGGAAUUUAAGAAAAUUAUGCAUGUAUCUAUAUCAAAAUAUAGGGAAAAUCUUAAAAUCUUCUUUAAAGUGCAAUAAUAAAAAUAAUAUUGAGAAUUCUUUCAUUUAAAAUUUAAUGAAUUAUCAGACAACAUACAUUUAUCAUUGGUGCAUGAUGAGGGUCAUAGGGUACACUUGUGCGGCGAACUCGCUGUCCAGAGAUCUACCACCUAUUUACAACAUCAUGUGGUUUGAAAUCUUGAAGACUGUUUGCGGCAAUUCAAACUAUAUGUUCAAAACUUUUGGAAAUUUCAUCUAAGAAAGUCUAGUUGGAAAAAAACCGCGAACUCUAAGUGUUUGACUAUAGACUACAGAAGGACACUGCAUGAAGCGUGACACUAACACUUUCAUGUGUUGUUUCAUGUAAACACGAACGAGAUCAACAUGCUUGCUAUUUAAAUCAGACAACUCUGAGACGCCAGAAGUGUGCAUGAAGAGGUCAUCUUCGACAUCACUGACUGAGAUGAUCUUGGCCUUAGUUAUUUAUUCGAUCCACGUUUACUUUUUCAAUACUUGUAUAUUCAUUCUGUAAAGUGUUUCUAUGCACAAGACAAAAUUAUUGUAAACUUCAAAGUACAGCCAAUAAACCAAGGAAAUCCGGAAAAAAGAUCGGGUUUUUUUUCCCCUCGCAGAAAGUGACCGUGUUGAGGGCGAAGCAAAAAAUAUUGGCAUUAGUAUCUAGAUCCAUAACAGAACAAAAAUAUCCCGAUUUAUUAGCACCUAACGUGUGAGGACAGAGCUCAAUCAAAGUAUUCUAACUUUAGACAUUUUUGAUCUGCCUAUUAAUUGAACGCAGGAAACUCUAUGCAACUGAUGUAAACAGUGUAUUGUGACGUCAUAAUCAACGUCGGUGUUUAGCAAAUACACAAACAUAGGAGCCGUGGUACAAAUCACGUUUAUCGAGGAGUGAUUAUAUAUGAUUUAGAAAACAAAGAUUCACAUGCUUUUUGUUUUAAGAAUCUUAUGUAACAUCUCAGAAUGACGUGAACUUGGGUACACUAGAUUCAAAAUGGAGAAAUACAUGUCCAUGCGCUAGUAUUCGAAUCGACGCCAUUGGGACCAAAAAUUUCAAGUUCCAUAAAGAAAAAGCUGGAUCAUGACUUUAUUUCACAAAAUACACAAAUGUUUACUGUGUGUGAGGACUUCCAGGCAAAUUCCAGGCAAAUUCCAGGUGAGACUGCGCUUAUUGUUUCAGGCAAUUCCAGUGGCCAGUAUAUAUGGAGGUCAACAAGAUUCACAAUCAAAGCCCUAUACCCCCCGCAGAGCUGUGAUGUAUGUCCCAGGGAACGAUCAGAAAAAAAUUCAAAAGGUUACCUCCCUUGAUUUGGACUGCGCUGUUUUGGACUGUGAGGAUGGUGUCGCAGCAAAUAAAAAGGAGGAAGCACGAUCCACCAUUAGACAAGCACUGGACCAGGUGAACUUCGGUUACACGGAGUGUAUUGUCCGAGUGAACUCGGUAACGAGUGGGCUUAUGGAGAAGGACUUGACAGAAGUAUUGAAGGCGGAGAGAAUGCCUCAUGCUCUCAUGCUUCCCAAAGUAGAGAGGCCGGAGGACAUUGAUAUGUUUACCAAACGACUGAAGGAAGCAUUGCAAGGGAGACCACUCUCUACCCGUCCGUUCUUGAUAACGUAUGUGGAGAGUGCCUUGGGGCUGAUGAAUCUGAGGGACAUAUUUAAGAAGACGAUUGAUCUCCAGCUGAAGGAACAGCUCUACGUUCUGGACGGGGUCGUGUUUGGGUCCGACGACUUCUGUGCCGAUAUUGGAGCCACACGGACAUCUGAUGCUAAAGAAUUGCUGUAUGCCAGACAGAAGAUUGUCACCUGCGCCAAGGCCUUCAAACUACAGGCGAUUGACAUGGUACAUAUUGAUUUAAAAGAUUUAGAGGGCAUUGAGAAGCAGUCACUGGAGGGUGCUCGGAUGGGAUUCACUGGAAAACAAGUCAUCCACCCCUCUCACAUCCCGAUUGUACAGAGGGCUUUCUCCCCGACUGCGGAUCAGGUGAAGUGGGCCACAGAGCUUGUGGAAGCAUUUAGUAAACAUACGGAUUCAGGAAAGGGUGCUUUUUCAUUUCAAGGAAAAAUGAUAGACAUGCCAUCUGUUUUACAAGCGAAAAACAUUUUACAACUGUCCACUAAUGUGAGUUCCAGAACAUCCUGACACUGGAUUGGUUAAUUGACCAGUGACCUUCAUUGACCCUGAGUGCCAUAUUGAAGAGUACUACGAUGUGCUUUGAUAUCCUGUAUGCUGUCAAUUCACCAUCAUCUGUUAUCAUCAUUGGUGAUGUCCACAAUUCAUAACAUAUCCUGCAGCAAGAGAUAUGUUUUAUACUCGUAUGGAGCAGCCAAUCAGAUUGUUUUAUACUCAUAUAGAGCAGCCAUUCAGAUUGUUCUGUAAGUGUAUGAAGCAGCCAAUCAUAUUGUAUCAAAUUGUUUUAUACUCAUAUGGAGCAGCCAUUCAGAUUGUUUUAUACUCAUAUACAGUGCUCCAAGUUGCGAGUCGCAUUUUGCAGCCAAUCAGAUUGUUUUAUAUUCAUAUAGAGCAGCCAAUCAGAUUGUUCUGUACGUGUAUGAAGCAGCCAAUCAGAUCGUAUCAGAUUGUUUUAUACUAAUAUAGAGCAGCCAAUCAGAUUGUUCUGUACAUGUAUGGAGCAGCCAAUCAGAUUGUUUGGUACAUGUAUGAAGCAGCCAAUCAAAUUGUAUCAGAAUGUAUAUUACAUAUAUAGAACAGCUAAUAAGAUUGUAUCACAUUGUUUUGUAGACCUCUAGAGCAGCCAGUCAGAUUGUUUGGUACAUGUAUGGAGCAGUCAAUCAGAUUGGUUUUUACUCAUUUGUGCUUCAGAUUAUUAUGUUGAUAUUCAGAGAGUAUACAUGUAUGUAUGGCGUGUUACAGCAGUUUAUUAUUUUUAAUCUGUCUGGUACAUGGAUUUCUGUUUUUAGAUAAUCUUACAUACAGUUGGGGUGUUAGGUCUUUUCUGCCCUGCAGGAUAUAAUCUUUUCUGUUCAUGUUCAAUAACAUUAUGUAACCUUGCAUUUGAUAUUUAAAUAAAUUCCUGACUGUUACA